AUGGUGGCGAUGGGCGCGGAGGACGACGAGCGGCCCGUGCACCAGGGCUGCAUGGCCGGCUUCCUCCACCUCUUCGACCGCCCGCAGAUCCUCUCCGCCAAGCGCCUCCACCACCACCCACGACGCCUCCUCUCCUCCUCCAGUGGAUCGGCCACGCCGUCGGAGAUGUCGAUGCCGCUUGACCGCGGCUCGGAGCGGGCAACGCCGCUCCCGUUGUCGCCGGACAUGACGCCGCCCGCGGCGCCCAGGCCGUCGCUGCAGCUGCCUCCGCUGGACUUGAAGGACAGGAGUGGCGCGGCAGCGUCCUGGAGGCUGCCGCGACUGUCCCUUGACAGCCGGGCCGUGGUGGACGCCAAGGGGAAGCUCCGGCCACGGGACAUCAGGACGUCGUCGCCCUCGGGGGCGCCGCCGUCCCCAGGUAUGGGUGGCGACGAGCGGCGGUCGCCCAGCGUCGUGGCGCGGCUCAUGGGCCUCGACGCGCUGCCGCACGGUGCCGGCGACGAGGAGGAGGGGCAGCACGCCGCCCGCGGCGGCGAGCUCAGGCGGUCGGCGUCCGAGCGCGUGCCACGCGACCCGGCGCGCUUCCGGUUCGUCGACCCGACCUUCUUCGAGAAGCCGGCGCCACCGGUGCUUCUGCCGCCGCAGAGGCCGUCGUCCCCCGCGACGGUGGUAGCGCUCCGGCGGUCGCCGGAUCCUGCGUACCACAGGGCCGCGCUGCAGAGGCGCAGCAGCCACUUCGACGCGCGCGAGGUGUUCCCCGAGCCGGCGAAGCGCGUGGACCCGAGCGCCGGGCAGGGCGAGAUCGCGCUCUACGGCGAGAUCGAGCGGCGCCUCCGCAAGCGUGGCAUCGCCGAGCCGGCUAGAGAUCUCGAGACGCUCAAGCAAAUCCUGGAGGCCCUCCAGCUCAAGGGCCUGCUCCACCACGCGCCUCCCGCGCCCGUCUCCGUGAGCAGCCAUCCGCCUCCAAUUGUCGUCAUGCGCCCGAACUCUCGGCCGCCGCAGCCGCCGCUUGCACGGACGUCCCCGACCAGGCGACUACGCGUCGAAGUCGACAAUGCCCGCCGCCCGCGUUCGCCCAGCCGCGACGCGUCCCCUGCACGGAGCCCUGCCUCGCCCGCACGGCGCGGCCCGCAGUCACCUCAGCGGCGCGUCUCCCCGGCGCAGUCGCCAAAGCAGCACCAGCAACUGAGGAAGCCGAGCAACGCUGAGCUCCCCAGCGUCCGCGCUCGCACGUUUGGAGGACCACGGCCUGCUCGAGCGCUGCGGCAAGCUGCUGAGCAGCAUCCACGCCUUCACCAGCGUCGGCGACGCGGCCGCCGACCAGCAGCCGAGCCCGGUGUCCGUUCUGGACGCGGCGGCCUUCCUCGCCGACGAGGACUCGCCGUCGUCGUCAGGGUCGAAACGGGGAAUGGAUUUCAGAGCCCCAAGUCCUCGGCCAGUGGUGGUGGCGUCCGAUCUGGACGAUGACGAGUGGGUCCCUGAAUCUUGGCUCGUGGGGCCGGAGGCGAGCGACCCAGACUUCGCUUACGUGGCAGAGGUCAUCCGGUUGCUUGACCGGUUGAAGGAGCCGGAUGACGUCUA
Molecule: messenger RNA, 1581 nt
Organism: Lolium rigidum
Lineage: Eukaryota; Viridiplantae; Streptophyta; Magnoliopsida; Poales; Poaceae
Product: serine/arginine repetitive matrix protein 1
Exons: 3
Coding region: 1-1467 (488 amino acids)
Biological process (GO): regulation of monopolar cell growth
Source: RefSeq, a predicted model, not a curated record